AUGAGUAAAAAAUCUAAGAGAUCUCCUCCAAAUGUCAUUUAUAAAGAUAGAUUUAUAUUUGGAGAAUUUCAUCAACUGUAUCCACAAUUACGAGCAGAUAAAGUAAUGUUUCGUGCAUACACGAGAAUGAAUACAGACACAUUUGACUACAUUGCUGAACAUAUAACACCAAUUGUUCAAAAAGAAUACUCAAAUUUUCAAGAUCCAAUAUCUGUUGAAGAACGACUGUUGAUAACUAUAAGGUAUAAAUGUAAUAGUAUAAGGUAUAUGAACAACAAAUUAUAA
Macrosiphum euphorbiae (potato aphid) is the source of this 285-nucleotide messenger RNA. Lineage: Eukaryota; Metazoa; Arthropoda; Insecta; Hemiptera; Aphididae. The record is from the annotation of a GenBank genome assembly.